Racocetra persica is the source of this 433-nucleotide messenger RNA. The record is from the annotation of a GenBank genome assembly. Lineage: Eukaryota; Fungi; Glomeromycota; Glomeromycetes; Diversisporales; Gigasporaceae.
AUGUUUGAAGCUCAAAGUUCUUAUAACAAUUUUGACAAACAUAUGAAUUAUAAAAUAGCACUGCAUUUGAAAAAUGAUAAUAGCUUUGCUUUACCGUCUAUCGAAUAUGUUACAGAUAUCUUGCCUGUAUUUUUUGAAAAUAUUUAUAAAGGUAUAAGUAGAAGCGUCUAUGAAGGUGCAAGUGGAAGCAUUUAUGAAAGAGUAAAUGAAGAUGUUUACGAAUGUGUAAGUGGAAGCGUUUAUAAAGGUGUAAUUGGAAGUAUUUAUGAAGAUGUGAGUGAAAGCAUUUAUAAAAGUGUAAAUGGAAGCAUUUAUGAAAGUGUAAAUAGAAGCGUUUAUGAAGGUGUAAGUGAAAGUAUUGAAGACAACAUAUUUGAUAAUUUUGAAAAUGAGCCCAUAACCAAAAGUGUUGAAAAUGACAUAACUGAAGGUG